UGCCUGCCUUCGCACUGUAUUGGCUUUUUCCUUCUCUUUGUUUACCUGCCACUUUAGCCGGCAGUCUCAUUGAGCAACCUGUUGAACUAAAUAACAGGCUACUCUUGACCACAUAUGGAUUGCAAGGCUGUGUCGGUAGCUUUAGUGGAAGACUUUUAACAACUCUUCGGCUUGAAAUGUUCAUCCCACUGCCUAGCUGUGAUCCAGUGUCAGUGAUUCCCACUUAAAGCUGCUCUAUGGAGGAUGGAGGACUUGGCAGUGAUUCCUCGGAAGUACGAGUUGAAUGCAGCUCCACACAGAGAAGGACAGCGCCCGAGUUCAGAGUAUACAAGACAAGAUGGUUCAUAUUACUGGUACUUUGCGUGUUAAACUGCUCCAAUUCAGUGCUAUGGCUGACCUUUGCCCCUGUGGCGGAUCAGACAGCAGAGCAUCUGCAUGUGACUCUGGACCAGGUCAACUGGCUGUCUGUGGUCUACAUGGUGGUGGCCAUCCCUCUGAGCUUCAUCACCACGUGGAUGCUGGAUACUCUGGGACUACGGCCUACCAUGAUUCUGGGCUCGUGGCUCAACAUGGCCGGCAGUGUAGUGAGGGUGGUGGGUGUGCUCAGCUAUCUGCCGGAGUAUACCAUGUUCCCCGUGGUGAUGGUGGGGCAGACUCUGUGCUCUCUGGCCCAGCCUCUGGUAAUCUUCUCCCCUACCAAAUUAGCAGCUCUGUGGUUCCCCGAGCAUCAGCGAGCUACAGCUAACAUGAUCGCCUCAAUGUCAAAUCCCCUUGGGCUGCUUUUUGUUAAUAUCUUCUCCCCAAUGAUCAUUAGUAGAACCAACAGCCUUUUCAUGCUGCUCCUUAUAUAUGCUAUACCUGCCAUCAUCGUCUGUUUCCUAGCAACAGUGGGCAUCCAGGGGAGCGUUCCCCCAACGCCACCUUCUGCCAGUGCAGAGACCUCCAGCUCUGAGCCUUUCCUACAAGGGAUUAAACUGUUGCUGACAAAUAAAGCCUAUAUGAUCCUGCUGGUGUGUUUCGGCUCAGGCAUCGGCAUCUUCACCUGUUUCUCCACACUACUCGAGCAGAUUCUCUGUGUCAAAGGCUACUCGAAUGACUUUGCAGGGUUGUGUGGCGCUCUCUUCAUCGUGUCCGGGGUGCUUGGAGCUGCUAUCCUUGGCCUUUUUGUGGACAAAACAAAGCUGUUCACAGAAUCCAUAAAAAUCAGCAUGUGCCUUACGUCCCUGGCCUGCACCGUAUUUGCAGUGGUUUCUCAGUUGGGGGAGCAGAAAGUCAUAAUUGGUGCAGUUAGUGCUCUCUUCGGCUUAUUUGGAUUUGCCACCUAUCCAGUUGCCAUGGAGCUGUCAGUCGAGUGCUCUUACCCAGUUGGAGAGGCAACGUCAGCAGGGCUUGUGUUUAUUUCAGGGCAGGUCCAGUCCAUUGUGUACACCGAGCUCUUACAAGCUCUGACGACAAAACCGACAGAUUCUCCUCUGUCUGUGUGCGCUGCAGGUGAUGAUGCCAACCUGAGCUGGAUGGUGCCUGUGCUGGUGAUGGCUGGAUUGUGCUGUUUAGCUUCCUGCUCCUUCGUCAUCUUCUUCCACACACAGUACCGGCGACUCAAUGCAGAGGCUGACGCGGCUGAAAGCCACUCCACACAAACAGAGACACAAGGAGUGAUAAACAACAGCACGGAUACAUAAUGGGACACCACCUCUAAGCAAAGAAUCCAGCAGCAGAAACCACUGAUGAGUUCCUGUGUACUGUAACUAUAACUUUUACCUCAGCAUGGCAUUUUAAAAAUGCUUAAAGUUUAGAUGUUUCUAAGCUCAGGUGUUUUUACUGUAGGAUUUUGUUACUUUCUAAAUUGUUUUAAACAUGAUGCACAUUUUUAAACAUAGCCAUUCAGUUACCGUUACAAACUAAAGCCUCAAAUGUUUCGACAAGUAUUAACGUUACACAUUUUUAAAAAUCAUACUCCAUUUUCUAAGCAGUACAAAAUAUAAAGAGGUCAAAAUCUCAACAGCAGUGAUUUUGUUUAUAUGAAGUGGUGUAAACUAUUGGACAUGCAGCACAGACCUCAGCAAUAGUUUUUAAAUGCUUAUUUAUAUAAUAUUAUGAAUAGUAUGAAUGAAAUUUGGGACUGUAUACAAACACUAUAUAGCCAAAAGUUUGCGGACACGUGACCAUCACCACAUAUGUGGUUCUUCAAACUGGUGCCACAAAUUUGGAAGCACACAAUUGUAUAGAAUGUCUUUGUAAGCUAUAAUAUUACAAUUUCCCUUCACUGGAACUAAGGGGCACAAACCUGUUCCAGCAUGACAGUGCCCCUGUGCACAUUGUCAUUAUCACAUGAAGACAUGUUUUGCCAAGGUUGGAGUGGCAGAACUCGAGUGUCCUGCACAGAGCCCUGACCUCAACCCCACUGAACACCUUUGGAAUGAACUGGUUUGGUGACUGUGCCCCAGGCCUCCUCUCCCAAAAUCAGUGCCUGACCUCACUAAUGCUCCUGUGGCUCAAUGGGCAAAUCCCCACAGCCACGCUCCAAAAUCUAGUGGAAAGCCUUCCCAGAGGAAUGGAGGAUAACAGGAGUGGAGGAUAGCAAAUUGGGACUAAAAUCUGAAAGUCUGAAGUCUGGGAUGGGAUGUUCAACAAGCACAUGCUGUAUGAAUGUUACGGUCAGGUGUCCGCAAACUUUUGGCCAUACAGUGUAUGUACGAGACCAGGAAUCUUACAAGAAUGAAUGUGAAAUAAUAACCACUAACUGGGUCUAUUGAGUGGAUCAUGGCUAAAUAAUUGUGUUAAUAAUAAUAAUAAUAAAUAAUUAAUUGACAAUGUGCAAUGUAUUAGAACAUGCUAAAAAAUAUGGUAAGGUCAUUUAAAUAUUUUGUUUUUCUUUAAAAAGGGAAAGAGGUGAGGCAUGCCUUUUUUGCAGUUUUAUGCCAUUGUGAGUUCCAAAUUUAACUCUAGACACAUUUAAUAAGCAUGGUGCUUAGACCUUUCAAAGAACACUGAUGAACAAAGGACUCCUAUGAAAGAACACUGAUGUGGAGAUUUUGUGCACAUUGUAAAAAAUUGUCUAAAAAAAUCCUAAAAUAUCUAAAAUGUUCUGUGACUCCUGAUGCAUUUGAUCACACCACAUGAUGAAUGUUGUGGAUGAUAUUAAGUUUACACCCUCUACUGGACUAAUGCAUUGUUCUAAUUACAGGUUGGUAGAGUAUAAUCACACCAAACCUCCAAAUAAAAUCAUUUUGGUGACGCA
Molecule: messenger RNA, 3241 nt
Organism: Pangasianodon hypophthalmus (striped catfish)
Lineage: Eukaryota; Metazoa; Chordata; Actinopteri; Siluriformes; Pangasiidae
Gene: slc49a3
Product: solute carrier family 49 member 3
Exons: 10
Coding region: 237-1682 (481 amino acids)
Biological process (GO): transmembrane transport
Cellular component (GO): membrane
Molecular function (GO): transmembrane transporter activity
Source: RefSeq, a predicted model, not a curated record